AUGGCAGACGACGGCGAUGUCAAAUGCUCCGCUGAAGUCGGCGAGGGCGCCUACUUCAUGGCCAGCAUCAUGGCCGUCACCGGCAUCAUGUUCGCCGUCCUCGCGCUCUCCGGCCUCUUCCAUUCCGCGCUUCGACGCCUCGGCCAGCCGAGCAUCAUCUCCCACAUCCUAGCCGGCAUCGUGGUCGGGCCGACGGUGCUUGGCCGCGCCAUGGACCUCCGGCAGCUGGGCAUGCAGGACGCCGGCAGCGUGCUGAGCGGCACCAUCUACUUCGUCCGCAUGGUAUUCAUGUUCUUCAUCGGCCUCGAGCUGGACCUGCGCUACCUGCGCCACAACCUGCGCCGCUCGCUAGCCCUGGCCUGCGGCGGCUCCGCGCUCUGCCUCCUACUUGCUGCGCUGGCCGGGCCCUUCUUCUACGGCCUUCUGCACCCGGGGCAGGGCCCCUUCCAGCCCGACAAGCUCUACGCCUCCACUGCACUCUUCGCGCUCGUGCUCACCAGCACCGCCUCGCCCGUCCUCAUCCGCAUCGUCACCGAGCUCAAGCUCACGGGCUCCGAGACCGGUCAGCUCGCCAUCGGCGCCGCCUUCGCCAACGACAUGGCCAGCCUCGCCGCCCUCAGCGUCAUGUUCGUCAGCCACACCGUGUACGGCACCACGCCCAGAGAGGGGGGGCCGCCAUCCUCCCCGCCGGCCAAGGCGGCGGUGUUGGUGUGGAUGGCGCUCACGGUAUGGGUGGCCAUGAGCGUCGCGGCGUGGGCGGCGCGGCUGCUCAACCGGCUAAAGCGGGGGCGGCAGUACAUCAGCAAGUACGAGCUGUGCGGCAUGCUUCUGCUCAUCGUGGGCCUUUCCCUGGUGGAGCAGGUCGUGGGGUACAGCGCCUCCAUGACCGCCUUCCUCAUCGGCCUCGCCAUGCCGCGCGAAGGCCCGACGGCGCGCACGAUCGUGGACCGCCUCGCCUACCCCGUGCACCAGCUCAUCAUGCCACUCUGCUUUGGGGCCAUCGGCGCCAGGCUCGACUUCGCCCAGAUCGGGCGCUUCACCGCGGGGCAGCUCGCCGUGGCCGUCGCCUUCACCACGCUGCUGAGCGCAGCCGGGAAGGUGGCCGGCACAGUGCUGGCGGGGCGGGUGCUGGGCAUCGCGGCGCGGGAGGCCGUCGUGCUGGGCGCACUGCUCAACGUCAAGGGCUACUCCGACAUCCUCGCCAUCAACUUCGGCGACAAGGUCGGAGUCUGGAGCGAGACUGCGCAGGUGGUGCUCCUACUGUCGUCCAUCGUCAACACGUUCAUGGCCGGGCCGGCGUCCGCGGCCAUCGUCCGCCAGCAUCGCCGGGCGUUCCGCUAUCACUCGCACUGCCUCCAGGACCUGAGGGCGGACCACGAGCUCCGCGUGCUCGUCUGCGUCCACAGCGCCGGCGGCGUCCACCCAAUGCUGACGCUCGCUGACCUCUCCAAGGGCACCGCGCCGUUGGCCGUGUACCUCCUCCACCUCGUGGAGCUCGUGACGUCACGCAAGUACGCCAUCACGCACCAGCUGUACCACGACGCCGCCCGCGAGGGCGAGGACGAGUGGGGCUGCGCGCGCGAGAUCGAGCAGGUCGCCGCGGCUGUGGCCGCCUUCACGUACGACAACGCCAUCCCCGUGCGGCAGAUGACGGCCAUCUCGAGUCUCGCCUCCAUGGACGCGGACGUGCGCAAUGGCGUGGAGGACGCGCGCGCGUCGCUGGUGAUCGUGCCCUUCCACAAGGAGCAGCGGUAUGACGGGCGCAUGGUGUGCCGGCGCGAGGGGCGGCGCCUGUUGAACCAGCGGAUCCUGCAGAGGGCGCCAUGCACGGUGGGGAUCCUCGUGGAGCGCCGCCUGGGUGGCGUAGUGGCGGACGAGGGAGAUGGCAGCAGGGUGCACCAGGUGGUGGCGGUGUUCAUGGGCGGGGCGGACGACAGAGAGGCGGUGGCGUACGCGGCGCGGCUGGCGGUGCACCCGUCGGUGAGCGUGACGGUGUGCAGGUUCCUGCUUCUUCCGGCCGGUGGAAGGAGCUCUCAACAAUUGGAGAGGGAGGCGAUGGAGGACGAGGAGUUCAUGGCGAACUUGUACGCGAGGUUUGUGGCGCCAGGGCAGGUGUCGUACACGGAGAGGUUCGUGAGCAACGGCGCGGAGACGGUGAACGCGCUGAGCUCCGUGGCGGGGACGUGCUCGCUCUUCAUCGUGGGCAAGGGCGGCGGGGGCAGAGGCGCGAUGACGAGCGGCAUGGGGGACUGGGACGAGGAGUGCCCGGAGCUGGGCUCCGUCGGCGAGCUGCUGGCCUCGGACGACAUCGUGGGCUGUGGCUCCGUGCUGGUGCUGCAGCAGCACAUGAGCGCGCACCGCAAGCACAAGAUGAGGACAUGGAAGCACCAUCCUCUUCCUCCUCAACACAACCAUGCCGAUGUCGAUGCUGUUAUUGACAUCCACAGAUGUUAA
Messenger RNA from Phragmites australis (common reed), 2454 nucleotides. Its product is annotated as cation/H(+) antiporter 15-like. NCBI's taxonomy places the organism in Eukaryota, Viridiplantae, Streptophyta, Magnoliopsida, Poales, Poaceae. Gene Ontology annotation, biological process: proton transmembrane transport; regulation of pH. Gene Ontology annotation, molecular function: antiporter activity. Bases 1 to 2454 code for a protein of 817 amino acids. Gene Ontology annotation, cellular component: membrane; endomembrane system. The transcript has a single exon. The record is from RefSeq and is a predicted model, not a curated record.